This is a messenger RNA of Carassius carassius (crucian carp), 618 nucleotides long. RefSeq names its product interferon-induced GTP-binding protein Mx-like. The transcript has 2 exons. Bases 28 to 516 code for a protein of 162 amino acids. Gene Ontology annotation, molecular function: GTP binding; GTPase activity. The record is from RefSeq and is a predicted model, not a curated record. NCBI's taxonomy places the organism in Eukaryota, Metazoa, Chordata, Actinopteri, Cypriniformes, Cyprinidae.
UAUACAUUAUGUUGUACUCCUCAGAAAAUGAUUAAUGACAUUCAGUCAAAGCAAGAGGCCAAAGUGGAGAAAAGAAUCAAGGAGUUUAUUGAUAUGGAGCAACUGGUCUUCACCCAGGACAAGGUAUUACAAAGGAAACUCGACAACUCUGAUGUGCCACAGAAAGCUCUGAUGGACACUGACACUGACACUAACGUCUAUGAUGAUGAGAACAAGAUUUUUAAUUCCAAAGGCUGUGCAUUGUUGGAUACAAGAAACCUAGUUCCAGACAAACUGGUUCUCUAUUAUGAGGUUGUCUAUCAGCGUCUCACAGACUAUGUGCCUAUGCUGAUAAUCCUCUUCAUGCUGAAGGAUGCAGCUAAGAUAUUACGGCAUCAAAUGCUAGAACUGAGGAACGAAGCAGAUGUGUUCAAAUUGCUGAGUGAAGACUCAGACCGAGGGCGAAGGAGAGCUGAUCUAAAGCAGCGUCUGGAGCGCCUCACACAAGCUCAAGAACUGAUAAGCAAUAGACUCUGAGACCAUUUUAUUAAACAUCAGGGGUUUAAAUACAUGUAGCAUAUUACGGAAAUUUCAGUUUCAGUUCUAUCAAUCAUUGAAAUCAGUGAGACACAAUUUAAG